Eimeria acervulina is the source of this 3399-nucleotide messenger RNA. RefSeq names its product patched transmembrane domain-containing protein, putative. The record is from RefSeq and is a predicted model, not a curated record. The transcript is spliced from 4 exons. The coding region runs from base 1 to 3399 and encodes 1132 amino acids. Gene Ontology annotation, cellular component: membrane. NCBI's taxonomy places the organism in Eukaryota, Apicomplexa, Conoidasida, Eucoccidiorida, Eimeriidae.
AUGUUUAACUCGGAGGUCUUACCCGGCUCGCAGCUGCAGCCGCAAUUGCAGCAGCAGCAGCCACAGCAGCCGCAGCAGCCGCAGCAACAGCAGCAGCAGCAGCAACAGCAGCCUCAGCCGUUGGCUGAGACUGGUUCUUCUUCCAGUUACCCGCCUCCUUUUGGUAUAGAGGGUAUAUCUCCUUGCAGCGUUUCUCGGCGCCAGCUGCAGCUCCAGCAGCAACAGCAACAACAACAACAGCAGCAGCAGCAGCAGCAGUUUCCGCAGCAGCAGCAGCAGCCUUUGGAGUCUUUAGUGAAUGGUUCUACCAGCUUAAUUCGCGAAGAGAGCGCUUGCUCUGCUCCUGCUCCUCGUCCUCGUAGGCGAUUUUCUCGUAUAAAGAAGAAGGGGUCUGAAAUGUUAGAUGCAGCAUUUGCUCGUCACGGUAUGAUAGUGUAUGAUCAUGCUUGGAAGUUUAUAAUAGGGUUUGCUGUCUUAAGCUCUAUUAUGGCUUUGGGUAUAUUCUUUAGAAAGAAUGAAUAUGAUAUGUAUAAGUUAUAUAGCUACCCAGGGGCUCCAAGCCACAAUGUUCGGCAGCUGUUAGAGUCUACAUUUACACCUCAGCGUUUUAAUUAUUUCUUUGUAACAAGAGAUGAUAAUAUAUUAACAAAGGAGGGGAUGCAAGAGAUAAGUAAUCUAAUUACAGCAGUAAAACAAUUAAAAGUAACACGUGAUGAAGUAGUUGUAGAUGAGUAUGGAAAUGAACUAAAUGCAGGUGCGCAGACACCCGAAGACCUACCUCAAGUUCUAAGUUAUGAAGACUUAUGCGUAAGAGACUCGUGGGAUGAUUGCAGCAUAUUAUCAGUAUUAGAGUUAUAUUCUUCUGAAAGACAGUGGGGUAGGCCUCUUAUAACGCGUGACUGGCCUCUAGCAGUUAAUAUACACUCAAGAAAAGCGUUUCAUUUGGAGUCCUUAUUAGGCGAUAUGAGGGUAACGCAAGUUGUAGAUAGUGAAGGCCUGCAUAUACACCGUGUAACAGGAGCAGCUGCAUGCUUACUGCGGUUUGAUUUAAAAGGAGAUGUAUCUGUUGCACCAUACUCAGCAGCAUUAGAAAGAAAGAUAGAAGAAGUUGCUAAGGGUUUUAAGUCGGAAGGCUUUUCGCUUACAUAUAAACUUGAGCGUUCUAUAGCUGAUGAGUUAAUGCGUUCAUCUUCUAUGGGGCCUGCAGAGACAGUAGCAUUAGUAUUAGCAACUCUAACAGUAUUAUUCUAUACUGUUGUAGUUAAUAGCAGCACAAGCUAUAGAACAAAGACGAUACCUGCUGUUAUAUCUGUUGCUUCUACAUUAUUAGGCUAUGCAGGAGGCGCUGGAUUUAUAUAUUUCUGUGGGGUUGAGCAUACACCUCCUUCUGAUGCGACACCGUUUCUUGUCUUAGGGAUAGGUGUAGAUAAUGCAUUUGUUUUAUUAAACUCUUAUUGUUUGACGUUUCUUCAUGAUACACCUAGACAGAGAAUUAUUAGUACAGCUAGAGAUGCAGGUGUAUCUAUAACCAUUACUACUAUGACAAGUGUAGCUGCUCUUAUUAUCGGAGCUGUCUGCCCCUUCUUUAGCAUUUGUAAAUUUUCUAUUGUUACUGCGUUUUGUUUGGCUUGGUCAUAUAUACUAGCUCAGACAAUAUUCUUAGGUUGUUUAUCUCUUGAUGCUAGAAGAGAAGCUCAUUAUACAAAAAAAGCUAAAGCAGCAGCAGCAGCAGCAGCAGCAGCAGCAGCAGCAGCGGGAGCGGGAGCGGGAGGAGCAGCAGAGAGAGAUUUGCAUGCAUGCAAACAACUCAAUAGACAGAUGGCUAUGCAGCAGCAGCAGCAGCAGCAGCAGCAGCAGCAGCAGCAGCAGCAGCAGCUUCCGUCUUCUGCUUAUCAACAACUAUGUUCCCCCCAGAGUGCUGAUAGUAAUUCUUUUAAUAAUUCUGCUGCUUACACUUCACUUCAGCCGUUUGCAACAGUUAAUACUGCACAAAGAGUUCAAUAUGAAUCAGAAGAAGAAGAAGCAGCAGCAGCAGCAGCAGCAGCAGCAGCAGGACAGGCAGCGGAUGCCGUCUCCGGGUUUCCUCCUUCCCAGCAGCAACAGCAGCAGCAACAGCAGCAGCAGCAGCAGCAAAUGAACAAUAAGAGAGGUGUAUAUGAAGUGGAACCAGAAGAAUCUUCUUCUUCUGCUGCAGUAGCAGCAGCAGCAGAGUCUCAGCAGCAGCUCUCUGUAGAUAUGCUGUGGUGGAGAGGCGAUGUAGAUAUAACUUAUGAAAGAGAUAUAUUAAUAUCUUUAAAAAAACUCUCGACCUAUGAACUAGCCUCUAUAAUGACGUUCUCUAUGGAGCAUAAGUGGGAUAGAAACAGACAAACAAAGAGAAGAUAUUUAACUUCUUACUCUGCUGCAGCAGGAACAGCAGCAGCAGCAGCAGCAGCAGCAGCAGCAGCAGCAGCAGCAAAUGAACCUGCAGAAGAAAGCGAUGAAAAAUAUACAAAACAAAAACAUACAACACCAAUACGCAGCUUCUUUGCUUUUCUUCGCUUUAAUAAUAUAAAUAAAAAUUAUAAAAAUAAUUAUAAUAAACAAAACAUUAUCAAUGAAAAUCAACCGCCUAUCAGAGGCCCCUCCUUAGAAGCAGGGAAUCCCGAAGAAGAGCAGCAAAAUAACAGCAGCAGCAGCAGCAGCAGCAGCAAUGUGAAGCAAAGCCAAGCAGCACCAUUUGCAAUGCAUGCAAAUAAUAAUAAAGAAGCAGGACAAGCAGAAGACCUCUUAUUCAGAAACCCAGCAGCAGCAGCAGCAGCAGCAGCAGGAGCAGGAGAAGAAGACGAAGAGAAGCCUGAAGGACAAGAAGAGGCAGAAGAAGUUAACGAUAAAAACAAUGAUAAAGAAGCAGCAGCAAGCUCUGCUCGCAUUGUUUGCAUGCGCAGAGGACCGCCGCGAGAAGGAUAUAUGUUUAUUGAAGAGAACAAAUUUUUAAGAACUCUGGACAAAUAUAUCAAUGAGCCGAAAGGCAAUGUCGGAAAAAUAUACAGAAGGCUGCUAGGAAAAUACUACUGCAGGUUGAUGGGAAACAAGUGGAUUCGGCGUUUGGUGUUUUUGGGUUUUGCUGCUCUGAUUUCUGUCGGUGUAUUCGGCGUGACGAGGAUGAAGACAGGAAUUACAGCAGACGAAAUAACGCCUACAGAUUCUCAUUUGAUUGUAUGUGAAGAAGUUACUGUUUUCUUUCCACGCAAAGAUAAUUGGGCUUCAAAAGAAGUAAAAGAACGAAUAUUAGAGAUAAACGAUAAAAUGAAGUCUUCAGGAUAUGCUCUAGCUCUUUAUAACGGUAUGGCGAUGUUCUUAAAAGAAAAAUAUAACAGUCUGCAGGAUGGAGAUGAAGAUAUGUUCUAUGAGAUGUAA